AUCACACCACCGAACAGCACCCGCAAGCAACGCCAACACGAUGCUGGUCGCGUUGAAUUUGAGGCAGAAAUUUCUGACACUAUGCGGCAUCACAGCUGCGGCCGUAGCCGCGUCAUUAGUGAUCGGACAAAGAUUGAUACCGCAGUCGAUACUGACCGGUAUCGUUUUUUACCUCAUUUCCGGCGAUCGGCCCUCGACCGUGUACGCGAGCAUCGUGUCACUGCCGCGGGACCUACGAACUGCAGUUAUCUUCCUGAAGCUUAACCUAAGCCUUUACCGAUACGAGCGAGCCGGUGCGACGGUAGUACAAAUCUUCGAGCGCGUUGUCGCCCGCCACCCGAACAAGGUAGCGUUCCUGAUGGACGAUGGGCAGCUGACGUUCGCCCAGGUGAAGCAGCUAGCCGACCGCAUUGCGGCCCACUUUUACGCGAAGGGUUUCCGGAAGGGCGAUACGAUAGCGCUGCUGAUGGAGACCCGGCUCGAGUAUCCGUGCAUCUGGCUCGGUCUGUCGAAGGUCGGCAUCGUGACGGCGCUGAUCAAUUCGAACCUGCGGAAGGAAACGCUGCGUCACUCGAUAACGGUGGCUAAUUCGAAGGCAAUCAUCGUCAGUACGGAGCUGGCCGGAGCGAUCGCCGAAAUAAACGAGCAGGAAGGCAUAAAAGGCUUACCGGUACAUCUAUUCCGCACCGACGGUGCCGACACCAGCAGCAGUAGUGACCCAUUGCCAGAUGUCGAAGAUUUAAGGCUCAGCGUGGAUAGUGGCAGCAGUAGCUCAAACGUAGAUUUAAGCGGUAUCCCGAAUGAUAUAUCACCGAAAGAUAAAUUGGUUUACAUCUAUACGUCCGGCACGACCGGCAUGCCGAAGGCGGCCGUCAUCACAAACCUGAGGUACACGUUCAUGGCCUUGGGAUGCUAUUACAUGCUGAGCUUCCGCGAUGACGACAUCAUUUAUAAUUCAUUGCCACUGUACCAUUCGGCGGGCGGUAUGAUCGGUGUCGGCAGCGUGCUGCUGUGCGGUGUGACAGCCGCCCUGCGCAAGAAGUUCUCAGCCUCCAACUUCUGGACGGACUGUAUCCGGUACAAGUGCACGGUGGCACAAUAUAUCGGUGAAAUAUGUCGCUUCGUACUGAUGACACCAGCGAAACCGACGGACACGCAGCACAGCGUGCGGCUCAUGUUUGGAAAUGGACUGCGGCCACAGAUAUGGCCUCAGUUUGUGUCGCGGUUUAACAUUAAGCAGAUCGGAGAAUUUUAUGGCUCAACCGAAGGCAACUCAAAUUUGUUGAACAUCGACAACACGAUGGGAGCCGUAGGUUUCGUUCCCAACUUCGCUAAAGCCAUCUAUCCAGUAACAUUGAUAAGGUGCGAUGAAGAAACUGGUGAGAUUAUCCGAGGCCCGGAUGGUUUCUGCAUCAAGUGCAAACCGGGCGAGCCGGGUGUGUUUGUCGGUAAAAUCAACCCUAAAAAGGCACUGAACUCGUUCGUCGGCUACGCGGACAAAGCAGCCUCAGAGAAGAAGGUUCUGCACGACGUCUUCCGCAAAGGCGACAUUUUCUUCAACUCGGGUGACAUUUUGGUGCAAGAUUUGCUCGGAAAUUAUUACUUCAAGGACCGAACGGGCGAUACAUUCAGAUGGCGCGGUGAGAACGUAGCUACAUCCGAGGUGGAGGGUGUCAUCACAACGAUCGUAGGGUUAAAGGAUUGUGCCGUUUACGGUGUGGAUAUCCCCGAAACGGAAGGUAAAGCCGGUAUGGCCGCGAUCGUCGAUCCCGACAAUAAGGUUGAUAUGGAACAGCUAGCGGCCGGAAUUCGGGCCAGUCUGCCAGCGUACGCAAGACCUCUCUUCAUACGCGUCCUAUCCGAGGUACCGAUGACGACAACGUUCAAGCUAAAGAAGCGAGACCUGCAGGUGGACGGUUACGAUCUGAACAAAAUUAAGGAUCCAAUUUAUUUCCUCCAAAGCAACGGUACCUAUCGAUUGUUUACCGCAGAAGAUCACGAAGUCAUCAAGAGUGGUAAAGCAAGGUUAUGA
This is a messenger RNA of Anopheles maculipalpis, 2032 nucleotides long. RefSeq names its product long-chain fatty acid transport protein 4 (gene Fatp3). Gene Ontology annotation, molecular function: long-chain fatty acid-CoA ligase activity; long-chain fatty acid transmembrane transporter activity. The transcript has 10 exons. NCBI's taxonomy places the organism in Eukaryota, Metazoa, Arthropoda, Insecta, Diptera, Culicidae. Gene Ontology annotation, biological process: triglyceride homeostasis. The record is from RefSeq and is a predicted model, not a curated record. Gene Ontology annotation, cellular component: endoplasmic reticulum. The coding region runs from base 41 to 2032 and encodes 663 amino acids.